AUGGUGGAGGCGGGUGGCGCACGACGCCACCGAUUGACUCUCGAAUCUGGAGAACACACACUCAAUUUCUAUGCUUAUAGAAGAGGAUUGUUUCGAACGAUUCUUUUCUAUAUUUUCUCAAUACUGACACUUGGAAUAUUUCGACUGAUUCUUCAUUGGAGAGAAAGAUGGAACGUCAAAUUUCGAAUGGUCCCUUGCCUUUUUUCGCACGCUGAAUAUGUUCAUGUUAUAGAUUGCCAUAAUGUCUCGGAGCUUCUUGAAGUCCACAAGAAAGUUGGGACCCCGGAGAACCCAGUGUUUAUACCAAAUACGAAUGGAGAAAUGAGCCAAAUAAAAGAGUUGAAAUGGUUUCUUUACCGAAAGCUGGUCUAUGUUUGGAUUGAAAAUGAGGAAACCGACGAAGCUGGAUGGAUGGCUUCAAGCGAUAUUGCAGAUUCGAUUCCUUGCGCUUCCUUCAUAGAAGCAUCCGAAGCCAAUCAAGGAUUGGGAUUGAAGGAAAUCGCGCAUCGUCUUGAGUUCUUCGGAAGAAACGAGAUCGUCGUGACUGUCCGUCCAAUUCUCUACCUGCUCAUUAUGGAAGUCAUCACACCAUUCUACGUGUUCCAAAUCUUCAGUGUAACUGUUUGGUACAACGACGAAUAUGCAUACUAUGCAUCGCUUAUCGUCUUUCUCUCAAUUUCCUCGAUUUGCAUUGAUGUUGCACAAUUGCGAAAACAAGAAACCAGAUUGCGCAAUAUGGUCCAUAAUACGGAAGAAGUUGAAGUUAUUCGAGAAGGAAAGGAAAUGGUGAUUGGAAGUGAGCAGCUCGUUCCUGGCGAUAUUCUUUUGAUUCCACCGCACGGAUGCCUAAUGCAAUGCGAUUGUGUUCUCAUGAACGGAACGGCGAUUGUGAAUGAAAGCGUGUUGACUGGCGAAUCGGUUCCGAUCACCAAGGUUGCACUUACUGAUGAGACGCAUGAUAUGGUUUUCAAUCUUGAGAAACAUUCGAAGAACGUGUUGUAUUGUGGCACACAGGUUCUUCAAACGCGUUUUUAUCGUGGAAAAAAAGUCAAGGUAUGA
Messenger RNA from Caenorhabditis bovis, 1059 nucleotides. NCBI's taxonomy places the organism in Eukaryota, Metazoa, Nematoda, Chromadorea, Rhabditida, Rhabditidae. The record is from the annotation of a GenBank genome assembly.